GCUUCUGCAUGGAGGCCGGCUGGGGGCUGGGGGCGGCGGCCGGCCGCUCGCUGCUGCUGUGCGCUGCGCUGCUGGCGGCGGGCUGCGCGCUGGGCCUGCGCCUGGGCCGCGGGCGGGGGGCGGCGGACCGCGGCGCGCUAGCCUGGCUCUGCUACGACGCGCUGGUGCACUUAGUGCUGGAAGGCUCUUUUGUCUACUUUUCCUUGGUAGGAAAUGUUGCUGAUUCCGAGGGCUUGAUUGCUUCUUUAUGGAAAGAAUAUGGCAAAGCUGAUGCAAGAUGGCUUUAUUUUGAUCCAACCAUCGUGUCUUUGGAAAUUCUGACUGCUGUCCUGGAUGGGUUUCUAGCAUUGUUGCUCAUUUAUGCCAUAGUCAAAGAGAAAUAUUAUCGGCAUUUCCUACAGAUCACGCUGUGCGUGUGUGARUUGUACGGUGACUGGAUGACCUUCUCCCCAGAGUGGCUCAUCGGGAGCCCCAACCUCGACACCGACGAUUGGCUCCACUUUUGGGUCUAUCUCGUGUUCUUUAACGGUGUGUGGGUUCUGAUCCCAGGACUGCUACUGUGGCAGUCGUGGGUAGAGCUCAGGAGGAUGCAUCACAAAGGAACCCACUUAGGGAAGAAGUUGCGGUGAAUUUUCAGAGCCACGAACAC
This is a messenger RNA of Urocitellus parryii (Arctic ground squirrel), 649 nucleotides long. RefSeq names its product EBP like (gene Ebpl). Gene Ontology annotation, biological process: sterol metabolic process. The record is from RefSeq and is a predicted model, not a curated record. Gene Ontology annotation, molecular function: cholestenol delta-isomerase activity. NCBI's taxonomy places the organism in Eukaryota, Metazoa, Chordata, Mammalia, Rodentia, Sciuridae. Gene Ontology annotation, cellular component: endoplasmic reticulum; membrane.